AUGCGACAACCACGACCAUCACUGCAGCUGCUCGACCUGCCAAACGAAAUCAUCGGCCAUGUCUUCGCUUUCUUGGACUCAAUGCCGCCUUCGCUUACGGACGUCAUGGCGUUACCGGCACGGCCACAAGUGCAGCACGUCGCAUCUACGCCACUGAAAAAGGCGUCGAUACUGAACCACCGUCUGCGAAAGAUUUGUCUGCCGUUACUGUUUCGUCAUAUCUUCAUAUCAUCUGUCGACCGGUUGAGCAGUAUAUUCGCCUUUGCAGUCAGCAACGACCUCGCCUUACAUGUAGCAACGGCACAGAUCUAUCUUCAUGGGCCUUCAAGCCACCAACGACCCGCCUGGUGGAUCCGUCUCCUAGAACAAUUCCCCAGACUGUCCACGCUCACCAUUACCGCCCCGCCUAAUGUCUUCGCAGAGGUGGUCAGCCAGCCCAUCAAGCUCUCCGAUGCGUGGGCCUUCAAGAUCCCGUUCCAGACCAUUCAGCUCCAUUAUGACCCUUCAACUACAAGCAGCACUGCGCUAGAUCACACGUCUAUUCUUCAUGCGCGACCCUGGAGCUCUUUUCUAGUCAACGAGUCUUGCUCGCUUCUAGCCUACACUACAUACGAAUACUUCCUGCGAAGUACGCCUUCGCCGCUAUGGCCGGAUCCAGCACACAAUGUUUUACACCUGCUGUGCAACAUCAGGUCGUUUUCAUUCGUUGCAAUAUUCCCCACCUACACCCAUGUAGCUCAGAUUACCGAGAUUAUGAAGAACUGUAUGCCCAGGAUCGAGGCCAUCACCAUCAAGCUGCUACCGGAUCCACAGAGCACAGUUCUCCAAGACAUGCUCGAGGCGAGUGGGCAUCACUUCGAUGUCAACGAUCCAUGGAAUGAAUUUGAGACGAGCUUGACGCUGAUAGGAUCGGCGGUGGUUGAUCUAAGCGGAACGGACGGGCCGGACAGAAGCCUAAGAGAGCUCAGCAUGCCAGAUGUGUGCAUAACAGGCCUCAAGGACACGAUCGAGGAAGGCAUUACGAGAUGGCUGACAGAACAGCCUGUGCACGGCUGGGCAUAUCGAGGCCAGGGGCUUUGGAGACGAGAUCUGGCCUCAGAAACAGCUGAGACUAUCACACAGUGA
Molecule: messenger RNA, 1125 nt
Organism: Cyphellophora europaea CBS 101466
Lineage: Eukaryota; Fungi; Ascomycota; Eurotiomycetes; Chaetothyriales; Cyphellophoraceae
Exons: 1
Coding region: 1-1125 (374 amino acids)
Source: RefSeq, a predicted model, not a curated record